This is a messenger RNA of Perkinsus marinus ATCC 50983, 277 nucleotides long. RefSeq lists its product as hypothetical. Gene Ontology annotation, cellular component: endomembrane system; membrane. The record is from RefSeq and is a predicted model, not a curated record. Lineage: Eukaryota; Perkinsozoa; Perkinsida; Perkinsidae. The annotation marks the transcript as partial. The transcript has 3 exons.
GUACUCGUUCGUCAUCUUGAGCCUGGCUGCUUGCUCCGAAGUGUUCGGCUUUGUUGUUAUGACGCCACAGGUUUUCCUCAACUAUCGGCUAAAGUCAGUCGAGCAUCUCCCAUGGCGAGCGCUAUCGUAUCAGGCGUGCAACACGUUCAUAGAUGAUGUAUUCACGCUGGUGAUAAGAGUUAUAAUGAGCGAUCAAGGUGGUUGUUCCAUGAGCACUAAGUUUAAGAAGAUCCUAACUGAGACCAACAUCGUACAUGUCCCUCGCACAACAGCUUAA